AUGGCAGACAGCACUAUUGUCCUAGUCACUGGAGCGAAUUCAGGGAUCGGCUAUGAGGCUAUCAAGAUCCUAUUGCAGUCUGAGAAGAAAUACGCCAUCCUGCUAGGCGGCCGAGAUGAGACGAAGGUCAACGCAGCCGUGGAGUCGGCUAAGAAGGAACUCCUAAACUCCCACAGCACCCUCGAACCCCUCGUCAUCGACCUCGCCAGCGAUGAGAGCAUCACCAAAGCCAAAGACACCGUGGAAGCCAAAUACGGCCGUAUGGACGCCCUCGUGAACAACGCCGGCGUCUCCAUGGAUGCCACCGCCGCGGGAGGCAAAAUGACCGUCCGCGAGGCCUUCAACAUGAACUGGGACAUCAACGUCACAGGCACGCACCUCGCCACCCACACCUUCCUACCUCUGCUACUGAAAUCCUCCGACCCGCGCAUCAUCUUCAACACCUCCGGCAUGUCCUCCCUCGCCCGCUGCUCCGACCCCACCUCCCCCUGGGUCAAAUACCCCGACGCAGGCCUGCCGAAACCUUUCUCCCCAGUGGGGUACAUGUCCUCCAAGACCGGGCUGAAUAUGGUCAUGGUGCAGUGGGCGCGGCAGCUGAAGAACGACGGGGUGAAAGUCUGGGCUGUGAGUCCGGGGUUUUUGGCUACGAACCUUGGGGGUCGUCCGGAGCUUUUGAAGAAGAUGGGGGCCGGGGAUCCGAGUCAGGGUGGCAGGGCGCUGGUGGAGUGUGUGGAGGGCGCGAGGGAUGGGGAGGUGGGGAGGGUUGUU
This is a messenger RNA of Zasmidium cellare ATCC 36951, 768 nucleotides long. RefSeq lists its product as uncharacterized. The record is from RefSeq and is a predicted model, not a curated record. Lineage: Eukaryota; Fungi; Ascomycota; Dothideomycetes; Mycosphaerellales; Mycosphaerellaceae. The transcript has a single exon. The annotation marks the transcript as partial.